Rotaria sordida is the source of this 1438-nucleotide messenger RNA. The record is from the annotation of a GenBank genome assembly. Lineage: Eukaryota; Metazoa; Rotifera; Eurotatoria; Philodinida; Philodinidae.
GAUUUUAAAUUUUAUUCGUCUUGAAACAAUAAUUCUUGAUAAUGUACGAGAUAAAAAUUUUAACAAAUUCUUUGAUUAUUUAAUAUGUUUAACUACUCUUCAUGCAAUAACUAUUUCUUUUGCUGGACAUAUUUCAUCAUUAGAUAUUAUUUUUUCUCAAAUAUUUCGUUUAUCGACAUUAAAAUAUUGUAAAAUUGAAUAUCAACAAUUAUUAUUUAUUGAUUUUAUUAAUUAUGAUUCUAGUUCAAUAGAAUAUUUAAUAAUAAAUGGUCGUUUUCCAUUUAGCGCAUUUCAUAAUUUAUUAUGUUGUCUUCCCAAACUUCAACAUUUAUCAAUUAAUUCUCUUGUUAAUUGUGGUGAUUAUCGAGAAAGAAACCAAUUAUCUUCUAUUCAAUUAAAAUAUUUAAAACAUGUUUCUCUUAAACUUGAUGUACAUUUUGAUAAAUUUGAGAAAAUUAUCAAAGAAUUUUUUUAUCAUAUUCAAAUUCUACGUCUUACAAUAGAGUGUGAUGACAGAUAUUUAGAUGCUAAACGAUGGCAACAAUUAAUCUUAUUUCAUAUGUCAUAUUUACGUAUAUUUGAUAUUAAUCAUCAAGGUUUUCUACGCGAAAUAGAUUUAAGAUAUCGUUAUAUAAAUAAACAAUUUUAUUCUUCGUUUUGGAAUGAAAAAAAAUGGUUUUUUAUAUAUUAUUAUGAAUCGAAACGCCAAUUUAAUUUUGAAACUUUUUAUUCGACUCGUCCAUAUCGAAGAAAAGAUUAUAUGUAUUAUACGGAGAUAGAUGAAAAACCUGGUUUACAUAAUCAAAGAGAAAAUUUCAAGUCAGUCAAACAUCUUUAUAUUGCGCGUAAAAUAAAACCAAAUUGUCGAAAUUAUUUUUCAAAUGUUAAUCAAUUAACUAUUGGAUAUGAUGUUGAAAUAUUAGAUGAUGAUUCAUUUAUAACAAAUCUUAAGUGUAUGAUUCCUUUAAAACAACUUACAAAAUUAGUUAUUAACCUUCGUCGUUUUCCAUUCGAAGAAAUUAUUAAAUUAUUAUGUUUAACACCUAAUUUACACACAUUACAAUUUGAUGAAUAUUCUUUGCAAGAGAUUGAUUCAAAUUUCACUAAAUACAAAAUACUUUUACAAUAUAUAUUAAAGAAAAAUAAAAUUGAAAAUUUAGUUCUUACUGGUAGAUGUUCAUUGAAUAAAAUUCGAUUCAUUGUUUGUGUAUUUUCGAAAUUAAAAUAUCUUAAAAUUGGAAUAAAUAGAAAAAUAUCAUCAAUAAUUCAAUAUUUAUUAUCAAAAACUCAUAAUCAAGCACAACACUUAUUUUAUUUAUGCAUUUCAACUGUUCCAAAAGUAUAUUUAAAAGAAACAAAAGAUUUAAUUAAAUUAGAGAAUUUACUUGAUAAUUACUCUAUUGAAUUUAUUAAUGAGGAUUUACAUUUAUGGUGGUAA